Diatraea saccharalis (sugarcane borer) is the source of this 1122-nucleotide messenger RNA. Lineage: Eukaryota; Metazoa; Arthropoda; Insecta; Lepidoptera; Crambidae. The record is from the annotation of a GenBank genome assembly.
AUGACGACAGACGGAGAAAAUACCGAAGCAGACAAUCAGCCGUCUACAAGCAAGAAUGAAAACCAAAGGGCAGAGUCGACACAGGAACUUUAUAACGAUCGACGAAAGUAUGAUGAGAAGCGAGACGAUCGCGGUUCUAACAGCGAGUCGUUUACGUCGGGUUCUUAUUCUGCAAGAAGUAAGGUGGAUAUAGUGGAAGCAAGACCUGAGGUAGCAAAGCCAAUGCUUGCCAAGCGGGAAGCUAAAGGUCCAGAGAAAAAGAAACGUGCCCGUAGACCCGGUCGAGUGGACAAGCGGCGAACAAGACGCCAGGACAUAAGGAGACCUUCAAAACGCAAACCACGAAUGUUGCGAGACGUUUCGGUAUCAACUAUCUUUACCAGACUAUCGUCACAGAGUGGGUCCAGACACUCCGGCUGCAAGUUUUGUGGUCACCGAUGCUGUCGCAGAAGAUUCAAGUACGAGUUGCGAAGAGCUGAAAUAAGAUUUAGGAAAAAGAAAAUCAGAAGAAACAAUAGGAAAAUUUUACCGAAAUUGGGUGGCAUUAGAACAAAUAAAGGAACCAAGGAGGUUCAAGCAGGGUCUCGCUGCCAUAUGCUGUCACCUUUAUUUGUAAAAACAAAUGCUGUCCCAAAUGAACUGCCAGAGAUGCCUUGUUUGCACUGUGAGAGGCAUUACCCUGUCAGUAGAAAUGAAGAUGAUUUGCAAAUGGAAUUGACUGAGAAGUUGAGAAUCGCUGCAAUAGUCGGUAUUGUCACCAGUGUAGGAGACGACCAUUGGUGUCUGAACAGCGCUUUACAGAAGAACAGAUCGCUUAGCAAGUCGCAUGUGACUAAGUUUUGGCAAAUAUACACGGAUACUAUGAGCCCGGUCAGGAGACGUGAGAAUCCACGGAAUGUCAGUAUAAAAUCAUUUUAAUAUCACAUUUAUUGUUGACUAGGGAUUCCCAAAGUGGUUGAUAUCAUAUCUUCAGGAUCGGAAUCAGUUGCCUAGAAGUUGACAUAAACGAAAACUGAUUUUUGAUUUUUAUUAGUUUAGUUUUGAAAACGCCCAAAGUAGUUUGGCUAAAUACUACGAGAGCUGCGCAAACAAACAUCCAUCAUAUAUCAGAUCAUGAAUUGA